Messenger RNA from Petromyzon marinus (sea lamprey), 3576 nucleotides. It is a transcript of the gene ESRRB, whose product is annotated as estrogen related receptor beta. Gene Ontology annotation, cellular component: nucleus. Gene Ontology annotation, biological process: regulation of DNA-templated transcription. The record is from RefSeq and is a predicted model, not a curated record. Lineage: Eukaryota; Metazoa; Chordata; Hyperoartia; Petromyzontiformes; Petromyzontidae. Gene Ontology annotation, molecular function: steroid binding; nuclear steroid receptor activity; zinc ion binding.
GGAGGGGGAGGGGGAGAGGCUGCGAGGGUCGGGGCACCCCGGCCACGUGCACCACGGGUAGGGUUGCCACCUGGCCCGGUUUUCCCAGGGUUGUCGUCGUCGUCGUCGUUAUUAUUAUUAUGCAAACAAACUGCAAAUGUCUUAAGUCUUCCCAAGUUGCUUGCAUGCAAGUGGGAUACUCGCCCUAAAUUAAAAUGUUUUGAUGUUUCAGAAAAUAAAAUUGAUGAGUUUUUUUUUAGUAACUUGUCUGAGCCAACUUUCGUUACUCUAAAUUAUUUCAAUAUUAUGUCCGUGCAUUGUUUUCGAAUUUUUUUCCUCCUUUAUUUUUUGCUCUGUUUCUUAUUUGCAUUCAUCGCUUCAUUUUCUCAACUUGUUCUUACGUUUUUGCUUUCGCGCGAGGUCACUCUUGCACACAACACUCUAGCGUGCUGUCUGGACUUCCUCAGCUGGUUCAACAAAAUCAACUUGGUACCUAAAUCUCUAAAACGCGUGGGGUUGCGUCAGUUGCAUACAAAUGCCCCAAUCAAGACGUACGUAUGUACGGUCCGUUCUCCUGGAAUGCCGCGUGUUGUUUUCAUAACGCGAAUUGGAUAUAACGCGAUUAAUGUAUCGGGAACACGUUAAUUUUUUAAUAACGCGGAUGCGAAUUGGAUAUAACGCGAUCGAGUGAAGGGAACAACGUCGCGCGAGUAGGACUAAGCGGUGGUACGGCUGCCUCGGCGUAGCAUCAUCACACAAGGCGGGAUGCUGCUGGAUGCUUCUAGAUGCUACCCACUCGCCUCAGUCUUUGCUCAGCCUCCGUACGCAUCUCACGUGUUAUCGCGGACUGCGCUUUACCCUAUGUUAUACAUUAUUUGUUAUAACGAGAUUUUUUUUUUAUAACGCGGUAUUCCUCAGGAAAGCAACUCCCUCGUUACAGGAGAACAAACUGUGUGUUGAACUUAUUUCGCACCGUACGUAGCGAUCCGUUGACACACCAAGUUCCCCCUUCUUCCAAUAUCUAUCGUGAGAUAAUCCCUCCCGCUGCUGCUGCUGCUGCUGCAGCUGCCACCAUGCGUGUCCGUUGUUGUCGCUUUUGUCUCUCGUUCUACCUCAGAGGUGGCAACGCCAACCACGGGGCGGGUUUCCCGCGAGGGCCUCUGGCCCCAGGGCUCGGGGUCGGCGUUGGCGGCCGCUCGGCCUGCGAGGCCUUUGCACUGCACGGGCCGCCCGUGCCCAAGAAGCUGUGCCUGGUGUGCGGCGACGUGGCCUCCGGCUACCACUACGGCGUGGCCUCGUGCGAGGCCUGCAAGGCCUUCUUCAAGCGGACCAUCCAGGGUAACAUCGAGUACAGCUGCCCUGCGGCGAGCGAGUGCGAGAUCACCAAGCGCCGGCGCAAGUCGUGCCAGGCGUGCCGCUUCGCAAAGUGCCUCCGAGUGGGCAUGCUCAAGGAAGGCGUGCGUCUCGACAGGGUGCGUGGGGGCCGACAGAAAUACAAACGCCGGAUUGACACGGAGAGCGGCGGUCUCCUGCAGCCACCCACCGACGCCGCCGCCUUGCAGCCCGUAAAGCGACCCGUCAACAAGAUGGUCUCCCAGCUGCUCGUCGUGGAACCCGACCGCCUGUUCGCCAUGGCGGGGCCCGGGGCGGCCGAGUGUGACGUCACAGCGCUCACCACGCUGUGCGACCUCGCCGACCGCGAGCUCGUGCUCAUCAUCGGCUGGGCCAAGCACGUGCCGGGCUUCUCCAUCCUGUCGCUCGGCGACCAGAUGUCGCUGCUGCAGAGCGCGUGGAUGGAGGUGCUGGUGCUGGGCGUCGUGUUCCGCUCGCUGCCGUGCCACGGCGCGCUCGUCUUCGCCGACGACCUGGUGCUGGGCGAGGGGCUGGCGCGCCGCGCCGGCCUGCAGGAGCUGGCGCAGGCCAUGCUCCAUUUGGUGGGCAAGUACCAGGCGCUGCGCCUCGAGAGGGAGGAGUACGUGCUGCUCAAGGCGAUAGCGCUCGCCAACUCCGACUCGACACACAUCGAGGACGCCGACGGGGUGCAGCGGCUGCGUGACGCGCUGCACGAGGCCCUGUGGGAGCACGCGGGCGGCGCACGUCGCGAUGAUCCGCGGCGCGCCGGCAAGCUGCUCAUGACGCUGCCGCUGCUGCGCCAGACGGCGGCGCGCGCCGUGCAGCACUUCCACGCGCUCAAGCUGGAGGGCCGCGUGCCCAUGCACAAGCUCUUCCUCGAGAUGCUCGAGGCCAAGAUUUGAGGAGUUGGUCGUGCGAACGAGGCACGGCGACGAGGGCGACGGUGAUGCCGACAAUUGCCGCGGCGACGGUGUCGGUGAUGACAGCGACGAGGGUGAUGAUGAAUUUCCAGUGUCGUAUAGAUACUGUUUUGUUGAACAAUUACGAUGAUGAUAGCGGACAUGAUGACGGUGAGGGUGACAAUGCUGAUUUUGGACAGUGUGGCAGCUGACCGCAAUGGAGGGACCACGAUAAUGAUGAUUAUGACGAUGAUCGUGAUGAUCAUAAAGCACCAUAGUUGAAUGGUCAAUGUUGUAGUUGAGUCUUGGCCGCAAUGGAAGGAACAUUAUGAUGAUGGUCAUGAUGACGGUUGCUGCUACUAAAAGUUGGAAAUUGAUCACAAGCGCCAUGUUCAUAGCAUUUAAGUUGAGACUCAACCUUAGCGGAGGGUUGAUGAUGAUGGGUGCUGCUCUGGUCAAACAUUUAUCAGAAGUGUUCCAAUAAUUUGAACUGUGCUUCAGUUGAGUCUUUAUCCCAAUAGUGAGAUGAUGAUGGUGGCCUGCGCUGCUGCUGUUUUUAUUUCCAAGAUAUUAGGCCAGCUGUCUGAAUAUAAAUGAUGUUAGCAUUGCGAUUUCAUUGGCUGGAGCGACGCUGAAGAUUUGUGCAAGCCUUCAAAUGACCAAUUGUACAUUAUGAUGUUUGCUGCUGUGUUUAAAAGUCGCAGAAGCACCACGUUUGUCUGGACAGUGUUCAAAGCGCCGGUCAUGUCAACAGUAUUUUUUAGUUGUGGCUUUCGGGGAGUGGAAUACCACCCAAUACUAUGAUGGCUGUGGCUUAACGCUGAUUAUGAGACAUCCUCGGCAGCCGGAACGAAGACCAAAGCUGCUGUGGCGAAAGACACGAGACUGAUUAGAAACUCUUGGAGGCUGCUUGCGGAUCUCUAUCAGGGAUUAACGCACACAGUUCAAGAUUAUAAACGCAGUGUUGCAGGUCAAAAAUAUUCCCUUCCAGUGCCCGAUUGGUGCGACGAAAAUUAUUGCGGUGAUGGAUAAAUGUAAUUUGCAGGCUUCUAUCGAAGUGGUAAGCCUCAUGGCCUGCAGGCCGUAUGAAAUGAAUUCACGGGCCGUGUCUGGCCCUUGGGCCAUGCAUUCCCUACCCCUAAUGUAAGGGUUUAUAAUUGUGGCGACUGCUAGACUGAAGUUCCUUGCCUCUGGGCCAAAUCACCCAGUAAUUCACAACAGCUGCACAUCAUGGGUGCCACGGUGGCGAGAUGUUAACUCCCUCGCCUGGUACACAGGAGGUCGUAGUUUCGAUCCCGACCCUGAUGACUGCUGUAUAUUUGGAGUUUGCGUGUCUCUCUCCCCG